This is a messenger RNA of Salmo salar (Atlantic salmon), 730 nucleotides long. NCBI's taxonomy places the organism in Eukaryota, Metazoa, Chordata, Actinopteri, Salmoniformes, Salmonidae. The record is from RefSeq and is a predicted model, not a curated record.
GCUUCUACUCAACCCCAACCCAGCCUCUACCCCAACCACAACCCAGCCUCUACCCAACCACAACCCACCCUCUACCCCAACAACAACCAGUCUCUACCUCAACCCAGCCCAGCAUCUACCCCAACACCAACCCAGCCUCUACCCCAACCCCAACUCAGCCUCCUACCCCAACCACAACCCAUCCUCUACCCCAACAACAACCCAGUCUCUACCUCAACCCAGCCCAGCAUCUACCCCCAACCCCAACCCAGCCUCUACCCCAACCCCAACUCCAGCCUCUACCCCAACCACAACCCUAGGGUCUCACCUCAACCCCAGCCCAGACUCUACCCCAACAACAACCCAUCCUCAACCCCAACAACAACCCAGCCUAUUCCCCAUCCCAGCCCAGUCUCUACCCCAACCCCAACCCAGCCCCUACACCAACCACAACCCUAGUCUCUACCACCCAACCCAGCCUCUACCCCAACCCAGCCUCUACCCCAGACCCAAUCCUAACUCCAGCCCUAUACCCCAGGCCCAACCCAGUCUCUACCCCAGAUCCAAUCCCAACCCAGCCUCUACACCAGAUCCAACCCAGCCCAGACUCUACCCCAGACCCAAUCCUAACCCAGCCUAUAUCCCAGCCCCAACCCAGCCUAUAUCCAGCCCCAACCCAGCCUAUAUCCCAGCCCCAACCCAGCCUAUAUCCCAGCCCCAACCCAGUCUCUACCCCAGACCCAAUCUCUAA